CUCACAGACUUUUGAGCGCCUCGAUGUCGCCUGGCUAUCAUUCGCCCAUUGAGGGGCUGUUUUUAGGCCGAUAGAGAUCUAUGGUCGAAGAAGGAGGCAUCCCCAGGAUGCUCUUUUUUCAAUCCUUUCUUGAUAAGUCCAGUCGGCACCGUCACGAAAAGAAGACGAUUCGUCUUUCUUGGGAACCGAAGAGGCCAAAUGCCGUUGGCAAGAAAGGGCACCACCACCAAUCCAGACUUAGGCCAGCGGCAUCCCGUGUGCGAUCAAACCAGACGUGGCCAUGCCAAGAGACCAACAAUCUGAGCCAUAACGCAUUUGACUUUAUGGCAGGGUGAAGGUAAAAGGGCUCAGAAAUCAACAUGAUUUGGAAUCGAAGACUGUCGGUUUUGCUCCUGGCUCUGAUUAGCAUUGGCAAAUCUUCGGAGAGUGUUCCACUGCUGAGCAAUGAGAUCCCUUUUGGAGAUGGCUAUUUGAAGAGCUAUGGCAGCGAAAUCCUCGGUGUCGAUCAACAACAUCAGAUUGAAGAAGCAUUGGCUGGAUCCACAGAGGCCCGGAUAGCCUUCAUUUCGCCAGUGGACGGAAGGAAGUGUGUACUAGAACAUGAAUGCUCCAUUUGUGUGACCCAGCCUAGCGUUGAAGAGGUGGAAUCCCUGGAAUCGGGUUGUGAUCCCGAGACAAAAUUGAAAAAUUGUCGAAAAGACACGCGAACAGAGCCAUUAGAGAAAAGAGUGAAGAUUUGCAGUGAAAAAACGUCAAAGCAAUGUGAAUCGCCUUGUUUCAAUUGCCCAACAUUCUGUCGACCGCAAUCACAAUUUUGGUGUGAGGAUGAUUACAAGGUCUCUCAAUUGAAUGAACAAAUUUUGGAAAAUGGGAAGGUUAUUCACCGCGUCACGGAACAUCUUCAACUUCAAAUGAACUGCUACGAGCGAGACCUAGAACCCCUGUGCGCUCCAGUAAAUUGUCGAUUUCAGAGCCAAGGAUCAGAUUGUGUGGAAACUAUAAAGACAGUUAAUGUGACUUUGGUGGAUCAAAGUUGAGAACCUUGCCAAGUCAAAUUCGAGGAGAAAAUGGUCCACAAAGAAGUUUGCCGCAAAUCCGUUGCUAGACUUUGUCCUCAUCCCAACCAGAAUGGGCAGUGGGUUAAGAAAUGUGAAAACAAGCGGGAAAUAAGAGAGAACAAUUUGGACGAGACAGACAUCUUGGAGAAACUUUUUGAGAUGACAGCGGGACCAGUUCGGCAACUUUUUGAAAACGAAGCCAAAACUAAUAGCGAAAAUCAAACCUCAGAAACUGAAGUUAAAGGUUUUGAAGUGACACCCAUAAGUAUGGAAGAAGUGAUGAUAUUGAAUAACAGGGAGAUCUUGGAAAGAGGGAAUGGGCCUGAAAACUCACCAAGGCCCAGUUCCGGAAAAGUAACAACAACACCAACAACAACAACGCUUGCUCCUCAAACGACCAGGGAGACAAUUGCCAUAGUUACGGGUCGAAUUAUUUUGGAAAAGGACCAAGCUUAUCAGGAACCUGAAACCACCAGCACAUUCCGAAAUGAGAUUCCAUCACCGACCACGGUCUUUUUCGACCCAAGAUAUAAUCUUGUUCCGACUCAAGAAAGCCUCACGAACCUACCAAAGGAGACUGCACGAACGCGUACAGAAGAAAACGGAGAGCAAAAUUGUGGGGAAGCUAAUUGUUUCAUUACAAGUGGGACAAAACAAGACGAUCUUUUCUUGUCGGAGGAUGGUUCUAGUGCUUCUACAUCAAAAGGGUCAUCAAAUCCAGAAACGACAAUCAACGUUGCAGUUACAUCAACUAUCACGACGAAAGCCACUUCCACAAUUCCAACCACCACCACAACCACAACAACCACUGCAACCACUACAACCACUACAACUUCAACCACUACAACCACUACCACUACAACCACUACCACUACAACCACUACAACCACUACAACCACUACAACCACCACUACCACUACAACUACUACCACUACAACCAAUACCACUACAACCACAACCACUACGACCCUCCCUACAACCACCACAACCACCCCCACUACCAGUACAACAAGCACAACAAGCACAACAACAACAACAACAACAACAACAACAACUGCUACUACUACUUCAACAACGACAACCACGCUCACAACCACCAUUACCACAUCAAGUGCAAGCUCUACAACUACUCCAGCACCAGCGGCACUUCGACUCUCGACGAAAGAUCUCGUGCGAUUGUGUAUUACCCAUCAAAUUUGUAACGAGUGGCAAGUCCAGAAAUACAUGACGGACCAUCAAAUCCGUACAAGGCCUAAUUCGCCUCCUCCAGCUUCGCCUCCACCACCUCAAGUAGCUACUGAUACACCAGGCUCAGGCCCACGUCAACCCAAGGCAGUCAAUCAGAUUAUUCUGUCCCAAAUACAUCGAUGCAUUCAAACACCACAGUUUUGUAACACUAAUCUGAUCCCUAUGUCGAAGCCAAGGGCGAAGAGACCCAAUAACAAGCUCGGAAACGUUCUCACCCACUCACCAUCUACUCCAACAGCGACAACUCAAACAACGACCUCGACUUCUAGACCUCCAACAACCCCAUCUUCACGCAAUCUACAGCCAGCAGACUUUGCCCGGAGGUGUGUGGUGUCGGGGGAUUGUGAUCACUUUGGUGGUUCCAUCAACAGUUCCCAUUCCGACAACGUGGGAUUACCUUCGAGGCAACCAGCCAUUCGUGAGCAAAAUAGAUCGACGUUGAGUCAACAAGUGCGCCUUUGUCUCUUUCAUGGGGUAUGCAAGUGAUUUCCCAGUAGACCAGGCACAAGUUACUGCCAAAAUUAAAAUGUGUACUGUUUCCGUCAAUCAUGUACAACAGUGCGAAGUACACGAACCCGUCACCAAAAGGGGGUAUUUGGAGCUUCAAAAUGAAUAAUGUCACCUGACACUGCGUAUACGAGUAAAAGAAAGAAAACAAAAACUUAUCCUUCUUGAUUUCAGCAUUCUUUCAAAGAUCUAAGGUCUAUUGCAGAAAAAAACCGUCUCGAACCGUUAAUUGUUUGCCCAAAAGUUCUUCUAUGCUUGACGCAAAAUAAAAGGGAUGGGUGUACGAUUUCAA
Tigriopus californicus is the source of this 3105-nucleotide messenger RNA. RefSeq names its product mucin-2-like. NCBI's taxonomy places the organism in Eukaryota, Metazoa, Arthropoda, Copepoda, Harpacticoida, Harpacticidae. Bases 360 to 1037 code for a protein of 225 amino acids. The transcript is spliced from 6 exons. The record is from RefSeq and is a predicted model, not a curated record.